Molecule: messenger RNA, 2319 nt
Organism: Plutella xylostella (diamondback moth)
Lineage: Eukaryota; Metazoa; Arthropoda; Insecta; Lepidoptera; Plutellidae
Source: RefSeq, a predicted model, not a curated record
GUGAGUGACUGUGCAUGUGCAAUGGACCUAAAUGAAAUUGUGGUCUCUUGGAACCAUUUGUAUAUUGUUCUAAGAAACUCAGUGAUAAGAUCUUGGGACACUACGGGUGGCAUAUUAAACAGUUUUCGCUUUCAUCAGUAAACUUUGUAAUGAAUUAUAAUAAUAAUGACGAAUUAAGUGGUUCUGAAAGCCUAGAAAUCGAUAAUUUCUAUUUAAAAUUUAAGGUAGAAAUGAAAUAACUCGCAAAUCACAACAAAAAGGUAAAAAUGGCCGGAAUUGGAAUGUGCGAAACCCCUGGUUGCAAAUCAAUUGCCCAGUUACAGUGUCCAACGUGCAGAAAGCUCGGCAUACAAGGCUCGUUCUUCUGCACUCAAGAAUGUUUCAAGGGCUCGUGGAAAACGCACAAAAUCAUCCAUUCUUUGGCGAAGGGGGAGGGUGCUGAUGGAGCGAAGGGUGAGUUCAACCCGUGGCCGUCGUACGGGUUCACAGGGACUCUGAGGCCGUUCCCGCCUGGUCCGAAACGGACGGUGCCUCCUCACAUAGAGCGGCCGGACUAUGCGGAUCACCCGACCGGGUUCCCGGCGUCGGAGCACGCGGCGAAGGGCUCGGGGCAGAUCAAGGUGCUGGACGAUGAGGAGAUCGAGGGCAUGAAGGUGUCCUGCCGCCUGGGACGCGAGGUGCUCGAUGAAGCUGCCAGGGUGUGUGAUGUGGGCGUGACCACGGAGGAGAUAGACCGGGUGGUGCAUGAGGCUUGUGUGGAGCGAGAGUGCUAUCCGAGCCCGCUCAACUAUCACAACUUCCCCAACAGCUGCUGCACAUCCGUCAAUGAAGUCAUCUGCCACGGAAUUCCUGAUCUGAGGCCUUUGCAGGAUGGAGAUCUGUGUAAUGUAGAUGUGACUGUCUACCACCGAGGGUUCCAUGGUGAUCUGAAUGAGACAUUCUUUGUUGGGAAUGUGCCGGAAUCAUCCCAGCGGCUGGUGCAAGUCACAUAUGAAUGUUUGUCCAAAGCCAUUGCUAUUGUGAAGCCCGGUGAAAAGUACCGGGAGAUUGGGAAUGUUAUUCAGAAGCACGCACAAGCAGCCGGCUUCAGUGUGGUCCGUUCUUACUGUGGUCACGGCAUUCACAGGCUGUUCCACACCGCUCCUAAUGUGCCACAUUAUGCAAAGAACAAAGCAGUGGGCGUGAUGAAGGCGGGCCACUGCUUCACCAUCGAGCCGAUGAUCAACGAGGGCGGCUGGCGCGACGAGCAGUGGCCCGACCACUGGACCGCCGUCACCGCUGAUGGGUCUCGUUCUGCUCAGUUCGAGCAGACGCUGCUAGUGACAGAGACGGGUUGCGAGAUCCUGACGAAGCGCGCCACCGGCCGCCCUCACUUCAUGGACCAAAUGGAGAAGCUUAACUCCUAGUAUGUGAUAAUCCCCUAGUACUUUGUUGUUAGUUGGCGAUCCACUGAGACAGUAUUUGUUUGUAGGAAAUAAUAGUGUCUAGGGUUAUUGUAAACUUAUAUAACUUAUGAUGAUGAGCUUUUAUGUUAAAAUAUUAUGAAGUAAAAAAAGAUCUAAUUACUUUGUAGUUUUCGCACAAAAUGUUUUAAUUAAUGCAAAGAUAAAGAGUUUUCUACUUCAAACUCUCUAAUUACUUUUGUAUAUUGUAGUUCUAUACCCUAGUUUUAGUUUAUGGUAAUGUUCUAUAUUACAAGCGAAUACACUGCCAUUUAAGAUUAAAAAGAACAAAAUCCUUAUAAAAUACAAUAAUGUCUCAGUGGAUAAGCCCGUCAAAUUGUUUGUAGGUAAUAUUACACUGUAAAUUAUAAAUGUAAGCGGACAGAAGAAUAAACGCAUUCAUCUAUUUUUCGUAUUUCCGAUAAACAUCUCUGUACGGCUAAGUACUGGGACUAAUUAUGGUCAAUUAUGAAAUAGGUAUAAAUACCAGCAAUCUUAUAGUCCCGAAACGACAAUAUUAUAGGUAAUUCGUCAGCGUUCAAAAACUACACUGUAGAAAAUUACUAUUUGUUCUGAAAGAUAUCUUAAAUCCCGCGUGACUGUCUGUACUUUAUAAACUGUGGUUUAUUUCAAUCAAAUUCUCUUGGUAUCCUAAUAAUUAUGUAUAAUAUAUUUUUUCUUGUUUGAAGUACAUCACAUUAUGUUAUUUUAUAUUGUUGCAAUAUGUUCGUUUGAAGAAUACAUUUACUAUUAUUUUUUUCAAGUUCUAUCUAUUAUUGUACAAAAUAGACUGACGAUGGUUAUAGUAAAGUUGAAGCAGAAUAUUUUAUGCAAAAUUUGUGGUCCUCAGAAAGGAAAAAAUAAAGUCUUGACAUUU